UACUAUUAUUUACUACUGCCUACUUACUAGGGAUCUGGAUGAAAUUUGGGAUCCUCACCUGACCAAUUCCCAUUCCCCUCCAGAUCACUUCAUGGAUGCAGGAUCAAUCACUCCCCACGUCUAGCUACUAUCUCCAACAAGUCACAGAAGUCCAUCCAUAUGCAGUCCCUGCCAAGUCUUUCCUUCUCUUCUCUUUUCUGUUCUUUCUUCUUUUCCUUUUUUUUUUUUUUUUCGUCGAUCGCCCACCUGACACUGUCCAAUUUUUUCUCUCCCCCUCCCCACUAUUCCCCUUUCAACCGCCCGGAUCCAGUCUCUCACCUUCUAGACCCGGUCCAGUCCCUCUUCCACCUUCCACUUUUCUUCUCUCCCUUUCUUUUCUCAAGGUCAUUUGGACAGUGGUGGCCCCCUGUUCAUCAAUCCUGUCGACCCCUCCCCAGUUUUAACCGCUCCCGGUUAGUCUGGAUUAUCAUCAUUCAGUUGAAG
Molecule: messenger RNA, 483 nt
Organism: Aspergillus candidus
Lineage: Eukaryota; Fungi; Ascomycota; Eurotiomycetes; Eurotiales; Aspergillaceae
Exons: 1
Coding region: 96-443 (115 amino acids)
Source: RefSeq, a predicted model, not a curated record